Molecule: messenger RNA, 4274 nt
Organism: Chiroxiphia lanceolata (lance-tailed manakin)
Lineage: Eukaryota; Metazoa; Chordata; Aves; Passeriformes; Pipridae
Product: solute carrier family 12 member 7-like
Exons: 25
Coding region: 100-3468 (1122 amino acids)
Biological process (GO): chloride ion homeostasis; potassium ion import across plasma membrane; potassium ion homeostasis
Cellular component (GO): membrane
Molecular function (GO): potassium:chloride symporter activity
Source: RefSeq, a predicted model, not a curated record
GUGAGGAAAUGGCUCUCACGUGAGGGAGGCGGCAGCGCCCGGCUCACCCGGCCCGCUGCCCUGGGAGGAGGUGCCAGCGGGUCUGGGGCCGUCUGCGCCAUGCCGACGAGUUUCACGGUGGUGCCGGUGGAGGCGCAGGGCGAGGAGCGGGGACCGCCAGAGCGGGAUGGGCAGCUGCAGGAGGAAGAAGAUGAAGACGACGAGAGGGACCGGGGCACCGGGGAUGGGAUUGCCAGGGAAAGUAGUCCAUUUAUUAACAGUGCAGAAUUGGACAGAGGAAACAUGUAUGAAGGAAAGAAUAUGGCUCUCUUUGAGGAAGAAAUGGAUAGUAAUCCCAUGGUGUCAUCUCUUCUGAAUAAACUAGCAAACUACACUAAUCUUACUCAAGGUGUGGUGGAACAUGAAGCAGAUGAAGACAGCAAGCGAAAGGAAGUCAAGGGUCCACGGAUGGGCACUUUUAUUGGUGUAUAUCUUCCCUGCUUGCAAAACAUCUUGGGAGUCAUCCUUUUCCUACGUUUAACAUGGAUUGUGGGAACAGCUGGAGUUCUUGAGUCUUUCAUUAUCGUGUUCAUGUGUUGUGCUUGUACUAUGUUAACCGCCAUUUCAAUGAGUGCGAUAGCAACAAAUGGUGUGGUCCCAGCUGGAGGCUCUUACUACAUGAUUUCAAGAUCUUUAGGGCCAGAGUUUGGUGGAGCAGUGGGACUUUGUUUCUAUUUGGGCACAACCUUUGCAGGAGCAAUGUACAUUCUUGGUACCAUCGAAAUUUUAUUGACCUACAUUUCUCCAAGUGCUGCUAUAUUUAAAGCAGAAGAGGUUGGUGAAGAAACAGAGGCUAUGCUAAACAACAUGAGAGUUUAUGGAACAUGUAUUAUCAUUCUUAUGGCCAUAGUAGUUUUUGUGGGAGUAAAGUAUGUCAACAAACUUGCUCUGGUCUUCCUUGCCUGUGUGAUUCUUUCCAUCAUUGCCAUAUAUGCUGGAGUUAUUAAGACUGCUUUUGACCCACCCGACUUUCCGAUCUGUCUCCUUGGAAACCGUACAUUAUCAAAACGCAACUUUGAUGUCUGUGCCAAAUUUACUGAAAGCAAUAAUGAAACAAAGACUACACCUUUGUGGCGCCUCUUCUGUGAUAGCUCAUUGCUUAAUGCUACGUGUGAUGACUACUUUCGUCUCAAUAAUGUAACAGAAAUUCAAGGUAUUCCAGGAAUAAUGAGUGGAGUUCUAACUGACAAUCUCUGGAGUACCUAUUCAGAAAAAGGGUCGAUAGUUGAGAAAAAAGAUCAACCAUCCAUUGCCGGAUCAGAAGAGACAAAAAUGGGUGGACUCCCUUAUGUUUUUACAGACAUCAUGACCUACUUCACAAUGCUAGUUGGGAUUUAUUUCCCAUCUGUGACAGGUAUUAUGGCAGGUUCAAACAGAUCUGGAGACCUAAAGGAUGCUCAGAAAUCUAUUCCUACUGGAACAAUUUUGGCUAUUUCAACUACAUCUUUUAUUUAUCUCUCCUGUAUAGUGUUGUUUGGUGCCUGUAUAGAAGGUGUGAUAUUAAGAGAUAAGUUUGGAGAAGCAGUUAAUGGAAAUCUAGUGGUUGGUACACUGGCCUGGCCUUCUCCAUGGGUUAUUGUGAUUGGUUCGUUCUUUUCAACAUGUGGUGCUGGUCUCCAGAGUCUCACUGGUGCACCCCGUCUAUUGCAGGCCAUUGCAAGAGAUGGCAUUGUACCGUUUAUUCAAAUAUUUGGUCAUGGAAAAGCAAAUGGAGAACCAACUUGGGCUCUGCUCCUCACUGCUGGUAUUUGUGAAAUAGGAAUUUUGAUAGCUUCAUUGGACAGUGUAGCACCAAUUCUUUCAAUGUUUUUCCUUAUGUGCUAUAUGUUUGUGAAUCUGGCUUGUGCAGUUCAAACACUUUUACGAACUCCUAACUGGAGACCUCGUUUCAAGUAUUACCACUGGACUCUUUCAUUCCUGGGGAUGAGUUUAUGUCUUGCCUUGAUGUUCAUUUGCUCUUGGUACUAUGCUUUGAUUGCCAUGCUAAUCGCAGGAUGUAUAUACAAAUACAUAGAAUAUAGAGGAGCGGAAAAAGAAUGGGGCGAUGGAAUCCGAGGACUGUCUCUGAAUGCAGCUCGCUAUGCUUUGCUUCGUGUGGAAGACGGUCCUCCUCACACCAAGAACUGGAGACCUCAACUUUUGGUCUUGUUAAACUUGGAUAAUGAGCAGUUAGUGAAACACCCUAGAUUGCUUUCUUUCACCUCUCAGUUGAAGGCUGGUAAAGGACUGACUAUCGUGGGCUCUGUUCUUCAGGGAAUCUACUUAGAUAAAUGUACGGAAACUCAGAAAGCUGAAGAGAAUGUUAAGGCCUUAAUGGGAGUAGAAAAGACUAAAGGAUUUUGCCAGAUUGUGGUGUCUCCUAACUUCAGAGAUGGAAUAUCCUAUUUGAUUCAGUCAGCUGGUCUAGGAGGGAUGAAGCACAACACAGUCCUAAUGGCAUGGCCACAGUCAUGGAAGCAGACAGAAAAUCGUUUCUCAUGGAAAAAUUUUGUUGAUACUGUACGAGAAACAACAGCAGCUCAGCAAGCACUUUUGGUGGCUAAAAACAUUGACUUAUUUCCAACAAAUCAAGAACGUUUUACUGAAGGAAACAUAGAUGUAUGGUGGAUUGUUCAUGAUGGUGGUAUGCUGAUGUUACUGCCAUUUCUCCUUCGACAGCACAAGGUUUGGAGAAAAUGUAAAAUGCGUAUCUUCACUGUUGCUCAAAUGGAUGAUAAUAGCAUUCAAAUGAAGAAGGAUCUUCAGAUGUUCUUAUAUCAUCUUAGACUGAAUGCUCAAGUGGAAGUUGUUGAAAUGUUUGAAAAUGAUAUUUCUGCAUUCACAUAUGAGAAGACACUUAUGAUGGAACAGCGAUCUCAGAUGCUAAAACAGAUGCAGCUGUCAAAGAACGAAAGGGAAAGGGAGAUUCAGAGCAUCACUGAUGAGUCUCGAGGCUCAAUCAGAAGAAAAAGCUACUCCAGUUCACUCUCUAUUGUCCAAGACGCCCAGGCACUGCUGACUAAUGAUUAUCAAGAGGAGGAGGCCCAGCUGAUCCAUGAUAGAAAUACUGCCUCGCACUCUGCUCCAGCAGUUGAAGCAAGUGUGGCUGCUGCCGUGCCAGAAAAAGUGCAAAUGACUUGGACUAAAGAAAAGUUUGCAGCUGAAAAGCAUAAAACCAAAGAUUCAAAUGUGUCUGGCUUUAAAGAUGUUUUCAACAUGAAACCAAAUCAGUCAAAUGUGAGAAGAAUGCACACUGCUGUGAAGCUCAAUGGAGUAGUGCUCAAUAAAUCACAGCAUGCUCAGCUAGUUCUCCUGAAUAUGCCUGGACCUCCUAAAAACAGAAAAGGGGAUGAAAACUACAUGGAGUUUCUGGAAGUUCUGACAGAAGGUCUGGAUAGAGUUCUCCUAGUCCGAGGCAGUGGACGUGAAGUGAUCACCAUUUAUUCUUAAUCUGUUUGCACAUGUUGUUCAAACACAACACACACUCCAGAUGAGAAAACAAAGUUAUUUGCCAUAAUUUAAGCAGCUUCAUUACGUGUUUUAGUGCAUUGAAAAUUAUCUGCAAGCUGAAUCUUCUGAUGAUGUAGGGGUUUUUUCCUAUUAAAGUGUUAUAUUGAAGUAGUAUUUUAAGCAGAUAGACUUAUGUAGAAAAUAUUUCUAUAGUGAAUUAAUAAAUGGUGGAUGGGUUAGGAUAUUUAUGUGUAGCAAAUUCUGGCACUUGUUAAGCUCUGGUGAACCACAAGAAAAAUGGUAAUGUAAUGGUAUUUUUAAACAUAUAGAAAUGUAAGCAACUUUUGAUUAUUUUAAUCUUUGUUGUGUGUCUUAAUAAAGGGAAAAGUUUUAGGAAAAGUUGUCUUCUUUCCUUACCAAAAUGCUGCAGAGAUGUAUACAAUCACUCAAAUUUGUAUAUUAUGUGCAUAAAGUAUUUCCCUAGAGUUCAUGAUUUGCUAUACUUGUUAAAAAUAACAUUUCUGUAUUUAAAAUACUUAGUCAGGUACCUGAAACGUGCAGGAGAUAGUAAAUAAACAAGCUGAGUGGGUUUUUUUCCAUGAACUACUAGUAGUUAUUGCGUGACUAUACCAAUGACAUGUGUAAGCAUCCAAUUCAUAGGAAGGCUAUGAUGCAGAAACUCUACCUGGUUCCAGUUAUAAUUCUAGCAAUUUAUAAAUCACAGGAAGUUUAUGAUAUAUGUAUAUUUUGAAAAUGUUUUCUGCAUGUGCUGCUGUUUAAAAUAAAAUCUGCUUUUCUGAACUGAA